GUGGUCUCGUGCAAUCCCCAAAUCUCCAUCGUUUCUCUUGGUUGUUUCCUCCUUGUAGCAACCUUCUCUCUCUCUUCUAUCUUAGCAGAAAGCCUCUCCCUCCUUCCGCCUCGGAAAUAUUUGGCUUAGGGAGAGAAAAUGGGAACCGGCGACGGCGACGGUGGCGGCGGGGCGGUGCAGAGAAGAGGGUGCUCGUGCGCCAAGGAGGACUUCUUUCCGGAGGAGUCGUUCAAGAGCUGGGCUAACUACCGGCAGGCUUUCCGGGAGACCGGGAUGCGGCUCCGGGACCGGGUGACGGCCCGGUCGCUGGACCAGACGGAGCUGCACGAGGUGCGGGCGAGGAGCGGCCACGAGAUGAAGAGGAACCUCACCUGGUGGGAUCUCAUCUGGUUCGGCAUCGGCGCCGUCAUCGGCGCCGGAAUCUUUGUGCUCACCGGCCAGGAGACCCAUGAAGAUGUCGGCCCUGCCGUCGUCCUCUCCUACGUCGUAUCCGGAAUCUCCGCCAUGCUCUCCGUCUUCUGCUACACUGAGUUUGCUGUUGAGAUCCCGGUUGCAGGUGGUUCCUUUGCCUACCUCCGGGUGGAGCUUGGUGACUUCAUGGCAUUCAUAGCAGCAGGCAACAUCCUCCUCGAGUAUGUAAUCGGUGGUGCCGCCGUUGCCCGCUCCUGGACCUCCUACUUCGCCACCCUGCUUAACCACAACCCCGACGACUUCCGCAUCCAUGUCUCCGCCCUCGCCAACGAUUACAACCUCCUCGACCCCAUCGCCGUCGCCGUCAUCACCAUCGUCUGCAUCAUCGCCGUCCUCAGCACCAAGGGCACAUCCCGCUUCAACUACAUCGCCUCCAUCAUCCACGUCGCCGUCAUCCUCUUUAUCAUCAUCGCUGGCCUCACCAAGGCCGACACCAAGAACCUCACCCCCUUCACCCCUUAUGGCGUCCGUGGCAUCUUCAAAGCCUCCGCCGUGCUCUUCUUCGCAUACGUUGGUUUCGACGCGGUCUCCACCAUGGCCGAGGAGACCAAGAACCCCGCCAAGGACAUCCCCAUCGGCCUCGUCGGCGCCAUGUCCAUCACGACACUUGCCUACUGCGCUCUCGCCCUCACUCUCUGCCUCAUGCAACCAUACAGGAGCAUCGACGUCAAUGCGGCCUUCUCGGUCGCGUUCCAAGCGGUGGGAAUGGACUGGGCCAAGUACAUCGUCGCCUUCGGGGCACUGAAGGGCAUGACCACCGUCCUCCUUGUCUCGGCCGUCGGUCAGGCUCGGUACCUGACACACAUCGCCCGCACCCAUAUGGUUCCACCGUGGCUCGCCCAAGUGCACGCCAAGACCGGCACUCCGAUCAAUGCCACCAUCGUUAUGCUCAUCGCCACCGCCGUCAUUGCCUUCUUCACCAGCUUGGGCAUCCUAUCCAACCUCUUAUCAAUCUCCACUCUAUUCAUCUUCAUGCUUGUCGCCGUGGCUCUCCUCGUCCGCCGCUACUACGUGAGCGGAGUGACCUCCUAUGCCGACCGUAAUAAGUUGGUUGCUUGCAUUGUGCUCAUAUUGGCGUCGUCGAUCGCAACGGCGACCUACUGGGGGCUGAGCAAGAAGGGAUGGAUCGGGUACGUGGUGACGGUGCCGAUAUGGUUCCUGUCGACGUUGUUCCUGGGGUUGGUUGUGCCAAAGGCUAGGGCGCCGAAGCUGUGGGGCGUGCCAAUGGUGCCAUGGCUACCAUCACUGUCGAUCGCAAUCAAUAUAUUCUUGCUGGGAUCGAUUGACAGGAAGUCCUUCAUGAGGUUUGGCAUUUGGACGGCGUUUCUGCUGGUAUAUUACUUCUUCUUUGGUCUCCAUGCGUCGUAUGACACAGCGAUGGCUGCCACGCCGAUGAGGAGGUUGGAGGAAGGGAGAGAUGGGCAGGAUCCUGGAAAUGGAAAGGCAUCAGAAGUGGAGAAAGGAGGAAGCUGAGAGCAGCUACUAAUAUUUGAUCAUGUUUUUACCUUAUCUUUUCUCCUUGGCCUUUUGACAAGAGCAAAAAAAAAUGUUAUAAGAGUAUGAAACUCAAGUUUGUGAGAUGAGAGAACAUCUUACUUGGAUGGUGAUAUUAAAAGCAAUAGGUUUGUAAUUAAGUGGAAUUAUGUGAACGUAUCAAAUGCUAAGCAAUGGUUUUCAAAAAUCAGCUUUGGGAUUGACAA
This is a messenger RNA of Elaeis guineensis (African oil palm), 2171 nucleotides long. RefSeq names its product cationic amino acid transporter 1. Gene Ontology annotation, cellular component: plasma membrane. Lineage: Eukaryota; Viridiplantae; Streptophyta; Magnoliopsida; Arecales; Arecaceae. Gene Ontology annotation, biological process: amino acid transport; transmembrane transport. The record is from RefSeq and is a predicted model, not a curated record. Gene Ontology annotation, molecular function: L-glutamate transmembrane transporter activity; L-lysine transmembrane transporter activity.